CACGUCCCCCCUCUUCCCUUUGCCUCUCUCUCUCUCCCCUCUCUCUCUCUCUCUCUAUUACUCUGUGCGUGUGUGGAUGUGUGUGAAAGCGAAAACUGAAGUUUCGUCCGGUCUUCGUCCGUUUUCGUGUUCCCCUUCUUUCCUUAUCCUUUCUGGGUUCGGUCACUGCUCGCCCCCGUUGAACCGCCGCCCACCCCCCCCGGGUUUCGUACGUCGCGGCUUCCUUGAUUCUUGCUGCUUUUUGCCGUCGCCCUCGACCCAUCAAUCUUGGAGCUGGUUCUUGAUUCCGCCCCGGGGCUCUGCGGCUCGUUCUUGCAACUGGGUUGCUUGAUCUCGGGUUGGCUCGGUGAGAUCUGUUUGGAAUUGAGCGAGAGAGGUGUUCCUGGUGCUUCUUCUGGGGAUGAUGUUUGCUGGGCAUUUUGUGAUUUUGGUGGACGUUCUCUGAGAUUUUGUGUUAGAGUGUCCGGAACCCGUCCCGGUUCCGUUCUCUUGAUGUUUCAUACCCCAAGCGGGUUAUAUUAGAUUCAGGGUCGUUCUUCUGAUUACGUAGUGUGCUGAUUUCCGGUGUCAUAGUCCCUUGGUUAUAUCACCUAUAUGUGCAUGGGCGCUUAAUCUGUAUCUUUGUGCUUCAGGUUUUGUAGCUAUCGAUCUCUUGAGUCUGUCUCUCCCUAAACCCAUGUAUAUUUUUCAUCUCUAUGUGGGGUUUCUCUGAUGCCCAUUCAGAAGUUUUAGAACGGAUUUCUUGAGGUAUCGUGUUUGCAGAUGAAUAGAUAUCACCGAAUCUGGCCUGCCCGUUACCUCUUAUAUGCGUAGUGCUUUUGAGAAUACAUGAGGUUUGUGUUUUUCCAGAUUGUCCUGCACUUAUGAGCACUGCUAGCUAAAUUGAGUUUUAGCUCCAGUCAUCGCUAGGAAGUGUCUUCCCUACGUCUGGGUUUCAAGGUUGAAGUUCAGUGCACUACAGGUCCUUGAGUAACCUAGCCUUCCCUAAUUAGAUUUAUGGCUUUUUCGAUGGAGCCAUCGUCAUCUUUGAGCUUCACUUCAUCUUCCCAUUUGUCCAAUAACUCCGUCAGCAACAACGCAGUAGGUCCUUAUGGCUCUGAGACAGGGCAUAGCCCUGAUGCCAUCAGUCUUGGGAAACUCAGCUCUAGUUUGGAGAGGCUUCUUUCUGAUUCCACUCCUGAUUAUAGCGAUGCCGAUAUUGUUGUUGAGAACAUCUCGGUUGGUGUUCAUCGAUGCAUUUUGGCUGCCAGGAGUGACUUCUUCAAUAACCUUUUCAAGCGAGAGAAGGGAUCCUCUGAGAAGGAGGGUAAACCAAAGUAUAACAUGGACGAUCUUUUGCCUUAUGGCAAGGUCGGAUAUGAAGCCUUUCUGAUUUUCUUGAGCUAUGCAUACACGGGAAAGCUGAAGCGUUCUCCACUGGAGGUUUCUACCUGCGUUGAUGAUAUGUGUAGCCAUGAUGCAUGUAGCCCAGCUAUCAAUUUUGCGGUGGAGUUGAUGUAUGCCUCGUAUAUCUUUCAGAUCCGGGAGCUGGUUUCCCUUCUCCAGCGACAUCUUGUCAACUUUGUUGGGAAGGCUCGAUCGGAAGACAUCAUCCCCAUCCUCACCGUCGCUUUCCACUGUGAAUUGAAUCAACUUGAGAUGCAAUGUGUUGAUAGAGUGGCUCGAUCUGAUCUUGACAACAUUGCUCUUGAGAAAGAGCUUCCCCCUAAGGUUGCAGAAGAGAUUAAAUUGCUACGUCUCAAGUUUCAACCUAAAGAUGAAACUAAUUUGGAAAUUCCAGACCCCUUACGUGAGAAGAGAAUUAAGAGAAUUCACAAAGCCUUAGACUCCGAUGAUAUUGAACUUGUUACGCUUCUCUUGAGCGAGUCCAAUAUCAACUUAGAUGAAGCCUAUGGCUUACAUUAUGCUGCAGCUUACUGUGACCCCAAGGUUGUCUCUGAGUUGCUUGGUUUGGGCUUGGCUAACGUCAACCUUCGGAACCCAAGGGGAUACACUGUGCUCCAUGUUGCUGCAAUGAGGAAGGAGACUAAGAUAAUAGUCUCAUUGUUGUCAAAAGGUGCUUGUGCAUCGGAAUUGACACCUGAUGGACAGAAUGCUGUCAGCAUCUGCCGAAGGUUGACAAGGCCUAAGGAUUAUAAUGCUAAAACAGAGCAGUGCCAGGAAGCAAACAAGGACAGGCUAUGCAUAGAUGUACUGGAGAGGGAAUUGUGGAGGAAUCCAUUGGCAGGAGAUGCUUCUGUUUCGUAUCCUAUUGUAUCUGAUGAUCUACACAUGAAGCUGUUGUAUCUGGAAAACAGAGUUGCAUUUGCAAGACUGUUCUUCCCAACUGAGGCUAAAUUAGCUAUGGAUAUUGCUCAUGCUGAGAUGACAGCUGAGUUUGCUGGUCUUUCUGCAAGAAAAGGUUCUAGUGGAAAUCUGAGGGAGGUUGAUUUGAAUGAGACCCCCAUAGAUCAAAACAAAAGACUGCGAUCUCGAAUGGAAGCCCUCCAAAGAACAGUGGAAAUGGGUCGGCGCUACUUUCCUAAUUGCUCGGAGGUGCUCGAUAAGUUUAUGGAGGAUGAUCUGCCCGACCUGUGCUACCUCGAGAAGGGCACACCUGAUGAACAGAGGAUAAAGACGAGAAGGUUCAUGGAACUCAAGGACGACGUCCAGAAGGCCUUCUCUAAAGACAAGGCAGAGAUGAGCCGGUCAGGGAUCUCUUCUUCAUCGUCCUCAUCAUCCUUAAAAUACAAUAACAAGAUUAGAAGAUCGUGAGGACGCACACGAACCAAUAUGGAAUAAACCAACCUAUUGAAGGGCAACUGUUCUUUUUUUUCUGGGCAAAGAAGCGAAAAAUUUGGCUUCUCUCCUCAAUUUGUUGAGCUGACAAAGAUAAAUUCAGAUGUUCAUAGGAUGUUUUGGUAGUGAUUUAAGAUGUUUUGGUCUUUUUUUGAGGUCUCCACUUGUUCAUGCUAGCCAACAAAGGGAUUUGAAUUGGAUUAUGUACAGUUGUGCAUUGAUUUGCAUCUGUCUGUUUUGCAAAUGUUAUGUACAGGUAUAGUUAUUUUCGACAGAUCAGAAUCCAUGUUUUGCUUUUAAA
This is a messenger RNA of Eucalyptus grandis, 3079 nucleotides long. Its product is annotated as BTB/POZ domain and ankyrin repeat-containing protein NPR1. Gene Ontology annotation, molecular function: protein binding. Gene Ontology annotation, cellular component: nucleus. The coding region runs from base 997 to 2754 and encodes 585 amino acids. The record is from RefSeq and is a predicted model, not a curated record. Lineage: Eukaryota; Viridiplantae; Streptophyta; Magnoliopsida; Myrtales; Myrtaceae. Gene Ontology annotation, biological process: defense response to fungus; systemic acquired resistance, salicylic acid mediated signaling pathway; regulation of salicylic acid mediated signaling pathway. The transcript is spliced from 4 exons.